Messenger RNA from Erpetoichthys calabaricus (reedfish), 6503 nucleotides. RefSeq names its product protein jagged-1b. Lineage: Eukaryota; Metazoa; Chordata; Cladistia; Polypteriformes; Polypteridae. The record is from RefSeq and is a predicted model, not a curated record. Gene Ontology annotation, molecular function: calcium ion binding. Gene Ontology annotation, biological process: multicellular organism development; heterophilic cell-cell adhesion; establishment or maintenance of epithelial cell apical/basal polarity. Gene Ontology annotation, cellular component: protein-containing complex; plasma membrane. Bases 465 to 2411 code for a protein of 648 amino acids. The transcript is spliced from 12 exons.
GCACGCUGAGACCUCAAAGGGGAAGAAGCGGUCGGUCGUUAGGAGAAAGGGAAGCAGCGCUGAUGAGUGUCUCCGUUGUACUGAGCAGUGCGAGGCGAUGAUGUGUUAGCUUUAAAAAGCGGGAAGGCGACUCUCUCUCUCUCUCUCUCUCUCUCUCUCUCUCGAGCGCUAACAGGAGGUGAAAGGAAGAGGAGGGCGGGGGACGCUUCUCUCUCUCUCUCUCUCUCUCUCUCUCUCCCUCUCUCCAGUAUGACAGAGCCCGUUCUCAGUCGCUUAGCUGGAGCGCCGCUUCGGAGAAAGGAGAGAACAUCAGCACCUUAAACUCUACCAAUAAAUAAUCAAACAAAUAAAGAAAUACCCAAAAUAUAGAAGAGUGUUGUGUACUUGGGUCGCUCGAGGAAUUAAGGAUCAUGGAUCAACUAACCUGCUGUUAGUAAACCCUGAAAAAAGGUGGGAGAGCAGCGAUGUUGGAUUGCGAAUCCCGGCACUUGUGGAUUGUCUUCUUCAUCCUGCGAGCGCAGGUUCUUCUAGCUGCUGGAACUUUUGAACUGCAGAUCAAGCAGCUUCAACACUCAAAUGGACUCCUUUGGUAUAAGGAUUGCUGUGAUGCCCGGGUGGCACCUGGAAGCCACUGUAACAAGGGACAUCCGUGUGACACCUUCUUCCGAUUGUGUCUCAAGGAAUAUCAGAAGCGUGUCUCUCUGUCAGGACCCUGCAUUUUUGGAACAGGAGCUACACCUGUCAUCAGAGGCAGCCAUUUCUCCUCAAGUCACCAACACAAUGAUGAGCGCAGUGCGAGGAUUGAGAUUCCCUUUCAGCAUGCUUGGCCGCGAUCCUAUUCCUUGGUUUUAGAAAUCUUGGGCUACGGUAACAGAACAGCAAGGCAAGGUGAGGAGCAGCUGAUUGAGCAAGUCCUGUACUCUGGGAUGUUAAAUCCCGGAGAUCAGUGGCAGCCCCUGAGUCAUCACAGUCGGGUGGCCAGCGUGGACUAUAAAGUGCGGUUCCGCUGCUCGGAGAACUACUUUGGGUCAGCCUGUAACAAGUUCUGCCGGGCCAGGGAUGACUUCUUUGGCCACCAUAACUGCGACCCCAGUGGGAACAAGGUGUGCAUGGAAGGCUGGACGGGCCCAGAGUGCCGGCAAGCCAUUUGUAAGCCUACCUGCCACCUGGUCCAUGGUUAUUGUGAAUUGCCUGGAGAAUGCAGGUGUCACUAUGGCUGGCAGGGUCCUUACUGCGAUCGUUGUGUCCCUUACCCAGGCUGCGUCCAUGGCUCCUGCUCAGAACCCUGGAAGUGUAUGUGUGACACAAACUGGGGUGGGCUGCUCUGUGAUAAAGACUUGAACUACUGUGGCAACCACCAGCCAUGCCUUAAUGGGGGCACCUGUGCCAACGCAGAACCCAACGAAUACCAAUGCAUCUGUAAGGAAGGCUUCCGGGGCAAAGACUGUGAAAUAGCGGAGCAUGCCUGCUUGUCCAGCCCCUGUGCUAACGGGGGACGCUGCCUGGAAGUCGCCACUGGCUUUCAGUGUGAAUGUAAUGAAGACUGGACGGGGCCCACGUGUACGGAAGGUAAGAAUUUUUUCCAAAGCAUCAAAUCACCUGUCAGCUUUUCUUCUUCUCUUUGCAUUCCUCAUACCAAGUCCAUUUGCAGAGGGAUGUGCUCACCUGGAGAGAUAUGUGAGGAGACCAUAAAUGGCUACAGAUGUCGAUGCCUACCCGAGUUCACAGGAAAGAGCUGCCAUGUCAAGUUCGGUGCCUGCGUCAGCGCCCCUUGUCUCAAUGGUGGCCACUGUGUGGAUCUGGAAGUGGGAUACCUGUGCCACUGUCUGGAGGGCUUCUCUGGAAGUUACUGUGAGGUGGUAGUAGACUUGUGCUCUUCUAGCUCCUGCCAGCAAGGUGCUCCUUGCGAGAUUCCAGAUGGUGGCUACGGAUGUACGUGUCCCGAGGGAUCGAGUGAAAAGAACUGUAAGAAUGACUCUUGCCACAUGUCCUCGUGUUCAGGCUUUGGCUCUCCAUUCUACUUGACCAUUUUACUUCUUCCAGUCCUGGCAGUUUUCUGCUGUGUCCUUUCCAUCGUCCUGUUGGCUCGCCAUCGACGUCAAGCUAAAGGUUCCCGCCAGGUGCCUGUGGUGAAAAGUUUUAACAACCAGCGUGAGUCGAUCAACUUGAUUCGUAAUUUGCCUGGGGCGGAGAGCAGAGCGCCCUGCAAGCCUGAAGAAAUCGAACUGAGUCUACCCUCAUCUACAGCCACCGUGACUCCAAUCAUCUUUGCUGAGAAAAACCAUUCGUCGCAGGAAGGAGACACUGAAGGUCGAAAGCCCCUCAUCCUGGGAAAGUUAGACAUCUCCAACCAUGAGAGAGAGAAGCUAAACCUCUUCAAGUUUUCAGAUCAGCAAGAACUGGAGGUAUGAUUGCUACGACAGCAUUUGGAGGACUUGAGAGCUAAUUGAGACCCGAGAGCUAAUGUUGUAGAGACGAUGGCCUCAAAUCUUCUCCACACAGUAAAACAGCCGGCUUGAUCCUGCAAAGCAGAGACUGCUGUCGAGGGAGCAGACAAAAGUGUUUUCUGGAUCUGAAAGGCUUUUGGAAAGGGAAACAGAAGCUGUUUAUGGGGGCGCUCCCCUCACCAUAAUAGUCUGUGAUCACUUGCUCCAGGAGGUCUGAUAUCGACUGCAAAAAUGUACGAACAUCUUUAAGCAAAACUUAUUGUAAGGGGAUGUCACGUAGUUGACGUUUGGCAGAGGAGCUCGGGAGGUGGGUCUCUAUCCUUGGUUCUUCACCAAGCAAGGCAAGGGUGCCGUGGAACAGUUGCUGCUUAAUCAUCGUUGAACUGCUGGUGUUUUAACUCCUAACAAUGGCUGGCCAGGGAAACAUAAAGGCAAUAGUGUCAUUUCUUCUGACUUGGGUUGCAAAGACAUACAAAUUAUAAGAUCAGCAUUUAAAAAGCCACUAGUGAUGCAAUUUAAGCCUUAGCAAUAGCAGUGAUUAGAAAUUUGUUUGAAAGAAUGAAACAUUUGGAGGGAAGGACACGAUUAAUAGAUUCUUUUUUAAGAUAUGAGCACUGUGGACUAAUUAUUUCAUAAAUAAAACACACUACAAGAGGGGGAUAAAUAUCAGAUUUCUAAGGCUUCUCGACUCUUCUUCAUUCCCUAUAAUUACAUUAAUUCUUUAGUUUAUAUUCAGGUGAUCAGUUGUUCAUUACAGUUAAAUUCUUUUAUUAAAUUGUUGUCCAAUCCUCCAAAUGUCUGGUGGCUGACACCACUACUGCCCACUUCUUUGGACACAUAUUAAAGGAAUGUCCAGCCAAAAAUGAAUUGUUUUAUAUGUUACUUAUCCCCGUAAUGACCUAAAGCAAUCUUUUUGGUGUCGUGACCCACUUUUUCCCAUGAAAUGGUCUGCAUGAUCCAUCGGUGAGGUGGUCCUCCUUGGCGACUUGAGCACAAUAGCCUGUCCUCUUGACUCAGUUGUUGAGAAAUACUGACCUAAAGAAUUCCCAAACACAGAGUUCCAAACAAUGCCCACUAUAGCAGGAACCAUCACAACCCUGGCUAGCUAUGAAAAGGGCAAACGGUCAGGUUAGGUCAGAUUGGGGAGCAUGCACUGGUACAGCUUGUUGGCGCACCCACCGCAUGAAGAAACAGCUCGGGAUCCUGGUUGGCAACCCUCCAGGCAGACAUGCGGUCCAGUCCCACUCUCCAGAUAUGACCCUCUAUCUGAUGCAGCUAGGUGUUACAUGGGUGUCCCCUUGACUUGGUCCGGCCACUCAGGUCCUCAACAAUGAGGAUCCUACAAGUUGGAUCACCCUCACUGAAUUGCGUCACAUGGCCGCGACGCUCCCUCAAACUUCAAGCAAUGUGCCUCAUUUGAGACUCCAUGAGUCAUUUGACACAACCAGUCAAACCAGUAAUACCCAAGGACUCUCAGGAGAGACACAAAGCAGUCCAGUCUUCGUCUCAGGUCACUGGAUAGCGCCCAUGUCUCACAACCAUAUAGCAAGACAGGAAGCACUAGGACUCUAAAAACUUGGACCUUCGUCCUUUUGCAAAGAUAUCAGGAGUGCCACACACUUCUUUCUAUCAAUCUCAUGACAAACCAUUCUCUCCCAAUCUGUCUACUGACUUCAUAGGAAGAAUCAGCAGAGAGAUGAAUGUCGCUCCUUAGGUAAGUAAACCUCUCGACGAGGUCGACACUCUCUCCACAGACAGACACACUGCUGAUGGCUGUGCCCAAAAGGUCAAUGCCUGGAUUUUGGUUUUUAUCAGGACACUUUCAAGCCCAGACACUGAAACCCCUUGCUCAGUCUCUCGAGAGCCCCGAUCAGAGCCUCCGUUGACUCCACAAAUGUUGAAUCUUUAAAAAUAAAAAAUGUUUAUUUUCAGAAAAAUGCUCCGUAGCACAAUAAUAAGCUCAGAAGAGCACAAGGAUCAAAUAAUUUCCUAUGAUAACACGGCAAUCCAGAGGCAAACAAGUCCAAAAUUAUAAAUCCCAAAAAAUAGUCAAAAGAAUACAGCAGAAGGUGCCAAAAGUCCAGAUGUUCACAAUAACAGAAGAACAAUCACAAAUCCAACAAAACACACCACACCACACCACCAAACAAGCGCAUUCGCAAUCAACUGCAAGAGGCUGUGGAUCUCCCUCCAUCUUUACGGGACUGAGGGCAGUCACUUCCUUGACGGUGAUAGGCAGGUUGCCCCGGCUCUUGGUGCACCACCCACAAAACACAAGGGACACAGCAGCAGAUACAAAGGGUCGAAGCCGGGAAAUCAAAAAAAUGAAACCAAAGGCAAAUUGUGGGACAAAAUUCGUAGAGAAACCUGAACAAAAAACUCACAGGAAGAAUAUUAGCAAAGUUUUUUGGUAUCCACAGAUUAGAAUAAGGAAGAGAACCUCAACCCAAUCUUUUAUCCCGUUGCACCAAUUACAACCAGGUCAUGACCUCUGAGGCCACACCCCUAGAAAUGCACAUGGACCGAAUGAUGGGUACUGAAUUGAUGGACCUAAAAUGGCGUCAUAGACGUUAUAAAAAAAUUGAACAAAUAAUGGCAGAAAUUGAGUCCUUGACCUCAAACACAUCCAAUUUAAGCACGAGACAGAACCACGUACCAUCCAAAUGAACCAACAACACAACCAAAUCAUCACACGACAGUAACUUAAAAAAUGAACAACACCGUGACUAAAGAGAAAUGUGAACACCAGUCAGGGGAGGAAUCUUGGCUGAAAUGUAGCAACCCCAUGUAAUUUAUAGUAAUGGCUGAGAACAACUAUUAAUCUCAUGUUUUUGUGGAGAAAGGAUAUCAAUUUUCUGACAGAACAGGACUCAAUGUUGACCAACUCAGGAGAACAGCAAAUAAUGUCAAAAACGGCCAUGAGCAAAAAUCUUUUGUGUAUUGUGUUAUGUCAACUCAUCCAGUUGUAUGCCCACGAUAUAUUUUUUCCUAUUAAAUACCAUUAAAUAAAAACCUCCACAAAAUAAAAGUAGUCCACAAACACGAGAUCAUGCUUUGGAAUUGAAGACAGGACUCUUGACCAAUGAAUGAACAACAACAACAUUUCUUUCUCUAGCACAUUUUCAUACAAAUAAUGUAGCUCAAAGUGCUUUACAUGAUGAAAAAAGACAAAAUAAAUAAGAAUUAUAAUUAACAGAGAAUAAAAGUAAGGUUAGAUGGCCAGGGAGGACAGAAACAAUAAAAAAAACUCCAGACAGCCGGAGAAAAAAAUAAAAUCUGCAGGGGCACCCAGCCCCCUCUAGGCAUUCUACCUGACAUCAAUGACCUCCAUCAGUCCUCAUGGUAUUCAGGGUUCUCAUUGAAGAAUUUGAUGAUGACGGUCAUGUGGACAUCUGGCCUUUAAUCCAUCAUUAAAGGGGAGAGGUGGGUCUAUUCAAAACCACAAUCCUUCCUAUUUACGGACUACUUUCAUUAACCAGAACUAUUUAUUUAACAAUAUUUUGGUAAAAAAUGCAUCAGUUUUACACGUUGUGAGAAUACGAUUGGAUGACGUGAUGUGUGGAUUAUGUAACAAACAUAACGUGAGAGUUUUCAUGGACAUUUUUUAUUGUUUGCUGUUGUCCAGCGUUUGUCUCCAUUGGAUCCCAUUCUAUCUAAAACUUUUUUUUUAUCCCCUUACUUUAUGAAAACGAGAGAUUCAAAAUUUUUCUCAGCCACCACUACAAACUACAUGAGGUAAGUGACACAAAAAAUUUUACAUUUUUGGGUGGAAUAUUCCUUUAAAACCUACGGUUGUUCAAACCCCCUUUGAAAACUCUGUUGUUAGCAAAUGUGCACGUCUACAUCAGGCUUCGGCCUUCAUUAGAGUGAUAAAAUGGAGAACCACACCCAACAAGUGCUUUAAUGUGCAAAAUACAUGUCUGUUUCGUAAUGUAACUAUUUUUACAUUUUGUUUUGUAAUAAACUUUUCCAUCCUGUGAUUUGUGAAAUGCAAUGUCCACCAUUGCAUCUGAGAGAAGCUUCAAGAUGAAUGUUCCCAAUAAACUCCUCAAACCU